CGCCUCAACAGACAUCAUCAGACCGUCAGACUCCCAUUCUCACAAUGCGCCCUGUCCAAACCACCCAGGUCCAGCGCGACGCCAGCAUCGUCGGCCCAGAGCUCGCCGAGGUGCUGCCCCGGACGGACAAGUACUGGUUCCAGCAGCCUCACCUGCUCCGCCUCAACCUGCUGCUGCUCAUCCCCCUGCUCUCCUCGUCCGUCUCGGGCUACGAUGGCAGCCUCAUGAACGGCCUCCAGUCCCUCCACCAGUGGCGGUCCUACUUUGGCCACCCCCUGGGCUCCCGCCUCGGCCUCAUCAAUGCCGCCCAGUCCAUCGGCUCCGUCCUCGCCCUCCCCUUUGUCGGCACCCUCUCGGACCGCUUCGGCCGCAAGCCCGUCAUCCUCGCCGGCGCCCUCAUCAUCUGCGUCGCCGCCGCCCUCCAGGCCGCCUCCGUCAACUACCCCAUGUUCGUCGUCGCCCGCGUCCUCGUCGGCUACGGGGGCAUGUUCCUCGUCCAGCCUGCGCCCAUGCUCAUCGCCGAGCUGGCCUUUCCCACACACCGCGGCAAGUACACCUCGGCCUUCUGGACGCUCUACUACCUCGGCGCCAUCCUCGCCUCCUGGACCACCUUUGGCACACAGGCCCACGAGGGCACCGUCUCCUGGCGUCUGCCCUCUGCCCUCCAGGCCGGCUUCCCCCUCGUCCAGCUCUGCUUCUACUGGUGGCUGCCCGAGUCUCCACGCUGGCUCGUUGCCCAGGAUCGCACCCGCGAGGCAGCCGAGCUGCUCAGGCGGUACCACGACCCGGACACCCCUGAGUCGCCCCUUGUCAGCCGCGAGCUGGCCGAGAUUGUGCAGACCAUCCAGAACGAGCAAAAGGCAAAGACGACCGGCUGGGCCGCUCUCGUGAGCACCCCGGGGAACCGCAAGCGGACCCUCAUCGCCGUCUGCACCGGCGCCUUUGCCCAGUGGAACGGCAUCGGCAUCGUGUCCUACUACCUCACCCUCGUCCUCGACUCCAUCGGCAUCACCGACACCUUUACCCAGACCCUCAUCAAUGGGCUGCUGCAGAUCUUCAACUUUGCCGCCGCCCUCGGCGCCGCCUUUCUCGUCGAUCGGCUGGGCCGCCGCACCCUCUUCCUCUGGAGCGGAAUCGGCAUGUUCGUCUCCUAUGUCAUCUGGACCGCCUGCUCCGCCGUCAACGCCGAGACGGGCAACAAGGCCGCCGGCGUCGUCGUCGUCGUCUGUCUGUUUACCUACUUUUUCCACUACGACAUUGCCUACACGCCACUCCUCUUUGGCUAUCCCACCGAAAUCUUCCCCUACUCCCUCCGCUCCAAGGGCAUCGCCGUCGAGCUCUUUGCCAUCUACGGCUCCCUCAUCAUCGCCGCCUUUGCCAACCCCAUUGGCAUGGACAAUAUUGGCUGGCGGUACUACAUUGUCUUUUGCGUCCUUCUCGUCGUCUUCUUCGCCGUCACCUACUUUCUCUUCCCCGAGACAAAGGGCUACAGCCUCGAGGAGAUUGCCCGCGUCUUUGACGGCGAGGAUGCCGAGCACGACGAGAGGGUCAGGGCGGCCCAGGACGGCAAGCUGGAGGAGGUGGCGCCGGCCAGUCACCAUGAGAAGGUCUAACUGCGUCCUUACCUCGUUUGUAAUACUAGUAUGCAGGUAUUUGCCACGUAGCCUUCAAUGGACGAAGCUACG
Emericellopsis atlantica is the source of this 1685-nucleotide messenger RNA. Its product is annotated as general substrate transporter. The record is from RefSeq and is a predicted model, not a curated record. The coding region runs from base 45 to 1613 and encodes 522 amino acids. Gene Ontology annotation, biological process: carbohydrate transport; transmembrane transport. Gene Ontology annotation, cellular component: membrane. Lineage: Eukaryota; Fungi; Ascomycota; Sordariomycetes; Hypocreales; Bionectriaceae. The transcript has 2 exons. Gene Ontology annotation, molecular function: carbohydrate:proton symporter activity.